Linum tenue is the source of this 2916-nucleotide messenger RNA. Lineage: Eukaryota; Viridiplantae; Streptophyta; Magnoliopsida; Malpighiales; Linaceae. The record is from the annotation of a GenBank genome assembly.
ACUGCCCUUCCCCUGUUUGGAUAAACAAGAAGCCUUCGACGCUUCAUUGGCUAAAUAAUUGCUCUCUCUGUCACUUUCUUAUUUGGCGGGCCUCAUAAAUAAAAGAGAGAUUCAAAGUUCCAGGAUACCUGAUUCCCCCCAAAGUAACAACCUUUCUGAGCGGAACAGUCCCAAAUAUACAGAGUUCUUCUCCCUAUUCAUUGAUUUCGACGGGUUUGUCCUGUUUCCAUGGUUGCUGACCUACUGUGAGGAUCCCUUUCUCUCCCUUAAAAUCGGAUAUUUCAGGACUCCCUCCACUGAUAUCACAGAGAAUCCUCUCAAGUGGGUUGAGAAUGUAUCUAGUGGAAAGCAAAGGAGGAGCCAUACUAUGUAUGCUGCUGGCAUUGCUCUUCUUAGGCACUUGGCCUGCUGUCUUAACCCUGCUAGAGAGAAGGGGCCGUCUCCCUCAACACACCUAUCUCGAUUACUCCAUCACCAAUCUGUUAGCAGCCAUCAUCAUAGCUUUCACAUUCGGUGAGAUUGGGAAGAGCUCGUAUGACUCCCCUAAUUUCAUUCCCCAGCUCUCCCAGCUUGGUGAGAACUGGCCUUCAGUUCUGUUUGCAAUGGCGGGUGGGGUUGUGCUCAGCUUGGGGAAUCUUUCGACUCAGUAUGCUUGGGCGUUUGUCGGUUUAUCGGUCACUGAAGUGAUCACUGCUAGCAUCACUGUUGUGAUAGGUACUACUGUUAAUUACUUUUUGGAUGGUAGGAUUAACAGGGCAGAGAUUUUGUUCCCUGGAGUUGGUUGCUUCCUUAUUGCAGUCUGCCUCGGUUCUUUAGUCCAUUCAUCCAAUGCUGCUGACAAUCGAGCUAAGCUAGAAAGCCUCUCGAGCAAUUCCGAGCUUGUGACUGAGUACAAUGACCCACUUUUAGCACUUUUGAGCAUGGAGUUGAUGUUUUCCGAUCCCUUUCGGAUUGUAAAUCGUGUGUUGUGUGGAAGUGUAGAAACAGAAGACGUAGAGAAUGGGAAUGGUCCUACAAAGCGGGCAGAGUUUGGGACAGCAGAUUUCCUUGUACAGCUGGAGAACAAAAGAGCAAUCAAGGUCUUUGGAAAGGGCACGUUAAUAGGACUAGCAAUCACAUUCUUCGCCGGAGUAUGCUUCUCUCUUUUCUCACCAGCUUUCAACUUGGCAACAAAUGAUCAAUGGGACGCAUUGGAGAAAGGAGUUCCUAAGUUGGUAGUCUACACUGCAUUUUUCUGGUUCUCAGUAUCGUGCUUUGUGCUCGCCAUCUUUCUGAACGUCUGGUUCCUUUACCGCCCUGUACUCGGCCUGCCAAGAUCAUCCUUCAAGGCUUACCUCAAUGAUUGGGAGGGCCGCGGAUGGGCCCUACUGGCAGGACUUCUCUGUGGGUUUGGAAAUGGCCUCCAGUUCAUGGGAGGCCAAGCUGCUGGUUAUGCAGCAGCUGAUGCUGUUCAGGCUCUCCCACUAGUGAGCACAUUCUGGGGGAUACUUUUGUUUGGAGAGUAUCGCAGAUCGUCGAGAAGAACUUAUGUGUUCCUUGUUGGAAUGUUGGGUAUGUUCAUUGUUGCUGUUGCAGUUCUCAUGGCAUCUUCUGGGCACCGAAAGAACACGCAAAAAAUGUAUCUGGUGGAGAGCAAAGGGGGAGCUAUAGCUUGUAUGUUCUUGUCCCUCUUCUUCUUGGGGACAUGGCCAGCUAUCUUGACUCUACUCGAACGUCGAGGACGCCUUCCUCAACACACUUACCUUGAUUACUCCAUAACCAAUCUCCUAGCUGCAUUCAUUAUAGCCUUGACAUUUGGCCAGAUUGGGAGCAGCACUCAUGAAAGCCCUAACUUUUUCCCUCAGCUUUCUCAGUUGGGAGAUAAUUGGCCUUCAGUUCUUUUUGCCAUGGCUGGCGGUUUAGUUCUCAGCCUUGGCAAUCUCUGCACACAGUAUGCUUGGGCUUUUGUUGGCCUGUCUGUCACAGAAGUCAUCACUUCUAGCCUUGUUGUAGUAAUAGGAACAACCUUAAACUAUUUCUUGGAUAACAAAAUCAACAGAGCAGAGAUUCUAUUCCCAGGAGUGGCUUGCUUCUUCAUUGCUGUUUGUUUUGGUUCAGCUGUCCAUUCAUCGAAUUCUGCAGAUAACAAAGCCAAGCUCAGUAGCUUACCAACUGAUCGGAAAAAUGGUGAAAAUGUUGGAAAUGGUAGCAAUACUGGAAACAAGGCGUUAGCUGGAACAGCAGAUUUCCUUAUAGAACUUGAAAACCGAAGAUCCAUCAAGGUAUUUGGGAAGAGCACGAUGAUAGGCUUGGCCAUAACAUUCUUCGCCGGCUUCUGCUUCUCUCUCUUCUCACCGGCUUUCAACUUGGCAACCAACGAUCAAUGGCACGCGUUGGAGAAAGGAGUUCCUAAGCUGGUCGUCUACACUGCUUUCUUCUGGUUCUCCAUCUCUUGCUUUGUUCUGGCCAUCAUUCUGAAUGUCAUUUUCCUUUACCGCCCGGUUCUGAACCUUCCUAGAUCGACACCAAAGGCAUAUCUCAACGACUGGAACGGCAGAGGUUGGGCUUUUCUGGCUGGUCUUCUGUGUGGGUUUGGGAAUGGGUUGCAGUUUAUGGGAGGCCAAGCUGCUGGUUAUGCAGCUGCAGAUGCUGUUCAGGCACUACCACUUGUGAGCACAUUUUGGGGGAUACUGAUCUUCAAAGAGUACCGAAAAUCUUCCAGAAGAACAUACAUAUUGCUUGUGGCUAUGCUUUCCAUGUUCAUUGCUGCCGUCGGAAUCCUCAUGGCGUCUUCCGGCCAUCGAAAAUGACCAUUCUUUGAUGCAUGGAUAAUCAAUAUUCUUGGGAAGAAGUAUGUAACACACUGCUGUCUAUUAUAGUAGGAAAAUCGAAAGUUCCCUACAAAUCCAAUAUAUGGUAAACUUUUGUUGCUAAUAA